AUGGACUUUGCUGGCGGCCGGACGGGCCCCAGGGGCCGCGCGUCGCCCCCUCCACCGGCACCUUGGCAUCUCCAGUUUCGGACUUCAGUCUGCCACUUCCCAUCUGGACCCAAGCAGCCGGGAAGGGGCUGCGGCACUCAACGUCCCGAGCUCGUUGGUACUGUUCCGCUUAAGGGACCUAUGGGCGGCGCUCACGGCUCAGAGCACCCUGUCGCUCGUGGUCGUGGGCAACGCAUGGGGCGGGCGGCGCGCGAGGCUUCGAGGCGACUGAUGGUGGAGGUGGAAAACGCAGGAGGAGGUGUAAAGGGCCAAGUGGCUCCGGAUUCUCGAGGUCGAUGCUCGUGGCAGAGACCCCUUUCUGCUCCUGCCGCUCCGGAUACAACCUACUACUCGUGCCAGCUCCGGCUGCUCCUGCUUCUCCUGCGGUUCCUGCUUGCCGCUCCUGCCAGCCACUCCCGCUCGGGCUGCUCUGACGAGCGAGCGCUUGGCAAGCAAGUCCGUGGCCGCUCGCUCCUGCCUCAAAUACCUUGCUGCUCCGGAACCAGGGAAAGCUGCGUUCACGACCGCGGUCUCGUUCCUGCACUUUCUCUUUCAACUGGAAUUGGUCUUUUCGCAAGGUCGCCAAAACAAGAAGUCAAUCCCCGCCCCGCGUCGCUCCUCGCCUCAGUCGGCUCCCGCUCCGUGGCCUGGCCCAACCGGUGCAUACGUACGCGUCCACGACGCCACUCAGCCGAUUCGACCUGCGUCGUGACCUCUCCCGGCCUCCGCCUCCCGACAUACCCGGGCCGACGCCCACCGACAACUCGCCGCAUCUGGAGACGUCACGGUACGUCGUGGCGCCGAGGACCCGUUGUCGCUAGUCUGGGCACACCCACUUUCGGCGGCCCGUUGCCGACCUCACUGUGCUUCUGUUACACGCCCGCGCACAAAGUGUCGCUGCCACCCGCUCUCUGA
This is a messenger RNA of Purpureocillium lilacinum, 954 nucleotides long. NCBI's taxonomy places the organism in Eukaryota, Fungi, Ascomycota, Sordariomycetes, Hypocreales, Ophiocordycipitaceae. The record is from RefSeq and is a predicted model, not a curated record.